GCAGGUCAGACCGCGCUCCUGAUUGACCAGCGGAAAGUCAUCACUGGCGAGGUGGCCAACCUGACUACGAAGGUCGUGAAUCUGGACAGCCAGAAGGCACAGCUCAACUCGGAGAUCGCGCAGCUCAACUCUGAGAAUGCCGGUCUCGGUGCCAAGGUCGAGAGUCUGGAGGGCGACAAGGCUUCCCUCGAAGGCAAGAUCAGCGUCCAGAAGGCGACCGCCAGCAGUCUCGAGAAGUCCAAGGCGGGCAUCGAGGACGAGAUCGCGCUGCUCAUGGAGCAGCGCAAGCUCAUCGCAAAGGAG
Prorocentrum cordatum is the source of this 303-nucleotide messenger RNA. The record is from the annotation of a GenBank genome assembly. NCBI's taxonomy places the organism in Eukaryota, Dinophyceae, Prorocentrales, Prorocentraceae.